UGUGAGUGUGUGCGUGUCAUAUUUUCUACCCACAGCAGCACAGAAGCUGACAUUUUUCUCCGGGCUUCAUUUUUGUGCACCGCAGAAAACGUUUUCAGCUCCAUUCCAUUUGAAGUGGAGCCCGAAAAAUUCUAUAAAACUUUGCAGGAGAGGAUUGUUUGCGUUUUGUGGCAGCCGAAGUGUGGGCUUCAGGUUUUCACCCCCGGCUUCGAAAUGGCUGGCGGAGGAUCCGGAACGAAGGUGGUCCAAAUCACCAAUAUUGCCCCGCAGGCAACGAAGGACCAGAUGCAGAACCUGUUCGGGCACAUUGGUAAGAUCGACGAAAUUCGUCUCUAUCCGACGAUUCGGGACGUUUCCUGUCCGGUGGUGUCCCGGAUUUGCUACGUCAAGUACUUUGAGAGCAGCUGCGUGGCCGUGGCCCAGCAUUUGACCAAUACGGUUUUCAUCGACCGGGCGUUGAUUGUGAUCCCGGUGCAGGGAGGAAUGAUUCCCGAUGAGUACAAGGCGCUGGAGAUGGCGGCCAAUGGGACGCUGGUUCCCGGAUUGCAUAGCAUCGAAGGCCCGAGCAAGUUGCCGCCGGAAGUGGUCAAUCGUAUCGACGGGAUGGUACCCAAUCAGGUAAUGAAAACCAUCGAUCCGAAGUUGGAUGAGAACAACCUUCCGGAGUACCCGCCCUUGCCGGUCAAUUUCGAUGCGAAGAAAAUCGAAGAGACUCGUCGCACCCUCCUGGUGUUGGACAUCAAGUCCGAUUGGCGUCUGGAGGAGCUGAUGGACCAUUUCAAGUUGUGUGGAGAGAUUAAGUACGCUCGCUAUGCCGAGAAUGAGAGGUCUCGCUUUGCUCUGUUGGAAUUUUGCGAGCAGAAGAGUAUUAUAGCGGGCCUGAAAAUGCACGGUUCCGAAUUCCGUGGCUAUCGGUUGAACGUGCACCAUUCGACGCAACCGAUCGUGAAGCCGGAAGCGAAGAGCAAUGAGGCAGCCCAGAAGGAGAUCGAGGAAGCCAUGUCGAUUGUGAAGGAGGCACAUCAUAUGAUUUCGGCUGCCAUCGAUCCCGUCAUUGGAAUGUUGGCCAAGGAUAAGAGCUCAAGCCGCCGUCGAUCGCGUUCGCAUUCUCGCUCCAAGGAUCGUCAUUCAAGAUCUCGAUCUCGCAAGCGUUCGAAGUCCCGCUCGAAACGAUCGCGUUCGCGUAAACGUUCCCGAAGCCGUUCGAAACGUUCCCGAUCGCGCUCGAAACGUUCCCAUUCGAAACGAUCCCCAUCGCGCAGCAAACGAUCGCGAUCUCGUUCGAAACGUUCGCGGUCCCGUGAUCGUCGCAAGCGUUCUCGUUCUCGGCGUCGAAGCCGUUCCCGCUCGCGUGAUCGCCGUCGUUCGCGAUCCCGUGAUCGUAAGCGUUCUCGUUCGCGGGAUCGUCGUGAUCGUAGUCGCGAUCGCAAGAAGUCUCAUCGCAGCAAGGACGAAAGAAGACGUCGUUCGCGUUCGCGCUCUCGCAGCAGAAAGCGCUCGAGUUCCCGUAGCCACGGUAGUAAACCGAAGGACACGACCAGUCGCCCUUCGAAGAAGCGUAGUCGUUCCCCGGAUAAGCGAUUGAAGAAGAUUUUGGAGGAGAGUGUCUGCCGGGAUUACGAUGCCGAAGAACGCAUAGGAGGAGAAGAAGAACCAACAAGUGCGAAGAGUUCACCUCCUCCAACAGCAGCAGCACCAGCGGCUCCAAUUCCUCCACGCGAGAAGACGGCAAGCCCAACCACGGAAAAGUCGGACAAUAUGGACAUUUCCAACUCGCCGUAGGUCCUUCUCUGCUGCAAGCCACCAGUGACGCACCUGACGUUCAUAAUAGCAGGUAUUUGCUCUGGGUCUGACACACCGGACUUGAAAUUUAUGCUUUUUCCCUUUUUAUUAAGAUUGAUAGUGAUACAAAAACGCGAAUUUCGAACUUGAGAAAGUGCGAGAUCAUCGCUACUUCUGAUUAAAUCUUUCGAUUACAUGCUAAUAUCUCUGUAUAAGUGUAUGGAAUGAAUCUAGGUUUGAUAAAUCUACCAAAA
Molecule: messenger RNA, 2036 nt
Organism: Aedes aegypti (yellow fever mosquito)
Lineage: Eukaryota; Metazoa; Arthropoda; Insecta; Diptera; Culicidae
Gene: Srp54
Product: probable splicing factor, arginine/serine-rich 7
Exons: 3
Coding region: 214-1782 (522 amino acids)
Cellular component (GO): nucleoplasm
Molecular function (GO): RNA binding
Source: RefSeq, a predicted model, not a curated record